AAACGACUUUUUAAGGAUAAUGUGAAAGUCCAAGGCGUCGGUCGGAAACGCGUUUCUUGGAAAAAGCAGCCAUCUGGAAAAUAUCGGAUGGUUCGCCAUAAUUUUUCUCAAUACACAUUCACUCAUGGAGGCCGAUUUAUUUAUUUUUUUCUAGGACGGGAGUUUAAUAAGAUUCCUAGUGUUAUUUUACUUUUCGAAUUUUUUCGAUUUCGUUGGAUUUCAGAGUAGUGGCUGACAUGGAUCAGUUCAGGACGGUGUUGGCUGUGGUGGUGGUUGCAGGAUUGAUCCGACAUCAGGCUAGCGUCGUGGGUAAUUCACAUACAACAGAGACAGGCCUGUCUGAGACAGUUCCCACCACUGCAGAAGCCACACUAGAAGGUAACCCAUCCCUUCACAAUUCGCAUUUAAAACCAAUUAUUCCAGAAACCACAAUCCAGGAGUGGUGCCCUUUAUCCAACCUCACCGUCACCCCAGACUUCAACACCACCUACAACUACAUCAACCUGAAACUAUCAUGGAACGAAAUCAACAACAACAACACAGUGUCCAUUAGCAUCAUCCAGCAACCCCACUCUAAGUCUGACUGUUUGGCAGAAAUGAGCACCAUUGACCACUCUUUACUCAACAACAGCAUCUUGCAGUCGGAUAUGGUCACCUCACUAGGACAAGCAGUCAAUCCCGGUUGUUCCUACACGAUCUACAUAUUUUCACAACACGGAAAAGGGGAGCAAAUUAACUGUCAGUUUAAUUACACUUUGCCCGACUGCGUGGAAAGCAAGUGUGAUUGUGAUAAGUAUAAGCCGAAUCCGAAAAUUCUGGACCUGGAGCCCAUUUCCGGAAACAAGUUUAAGAUUAAAUGGGAUUCUGGAAACACUACGACUAGUGGCGAUUUUUACGAGAUUAGGGAAGUUCGCUUUGACUAUGUUGAGUCCAUUAAGGAAGAUUUCAAAAGUUCUAGAGAACGAGCAAAAAUUAUAGAAAACGAUUUGGAAAAACACGUUUCUGAAAUUCAGAUGAAGUUGUUUGAAGGAGAAAAUUACACUCUGAUCGGGACUUUCAGAAAUAAUUUUUCGUGCUGGGCGGAGUAUAAGCGGCCUUUUACAGCACCCAUGAAAAGCUACUCCAUUAUUAGCGUUAUAAUUUUCGUUUUAAUCGGAGUCGUGAUAUUAGUGGUGAUUUUGAAGUUCAAGGAUAUAAUGAAAUAUAAAACCAAAGUACUGAAUUUCAUAAUUCCAGGCAGAAGAAGAAGCCAAGAUCUGAUUGCAUUACGGUCUGAACAACUUCCGAUGACGACUAACUUCCAGUAUACACCUGCUGAAAUUUCGGAAAGAGUGUUUGACGAAUACGAAUUCCCCAGAAACCGGAUUAUCGUCAAAGAAGUGAUAGGUAGCGGAGCUUUCGGACAAGUAUACUCUGCCAAAGCGAUAGGAAUCGGAGGCAUAGAAGGAUACAAAAUGGUCGCAGUGAAAACUUUGGGUCAAGGCGAAAACACAACUCAAGAAGCUAUCAACGAUUUUAUAGCCGAAAUCGAGAUUUUUAAAAAAAUUGGUCAACACCCGAACGUAGUGGCUCUCCUGGGUUGUUGUACCGUGGACACCCCGUAUAUGAUGAUCAUGGAGUUUGUCCCUUGUGGCGACUUAAAAAAUUAUUUGUUAGAACUACGGGCACAGUGGCUCAAGAGAAAAAAUAUUUCCAUGAGUAGACCAAUUUUCUUUUCGGACAAUAGUGGGUCGCACUUAGAGCCGUCGUCACCCACCUCUUCAAAUUCCACAAAAACCAGCCGACUACCUUCAGUUUCUGAAAGUGUAUGUCCUAGUCCCGACGUCCCCGAUACCCCCCUUCUCGCCCACUACGCCAACGUCCUCGACAAAGUCCUCGACCACGCCGAGCUCCAAAAGUUCGCCCUCCAAAUCGCCAAGGGCAUGUCCCAUCUGGAAAAAAUCGGCGUCACCCAUCGGGAUCUCGCCGCUCGAAACAUCCUCAUCAACGAACACAAAAUCCUCAAGAUCUCCGACUUCGGUCUGUCUCGUAGCGGCCCCUACAUCAACCACAAAACCAAGAAGCUACCAUUACGCUGGAUGGCCAUCGAGGCCAUCGUGGAGCAAAAGUAUGACAGUAAGAGUGACGUGUGGUCGUUCGGGGUGGUGCUCUGGGAAAUCGGGACUCUGGGGGCCUUUCCUUACGAAAGCGUCCCAGAUUCCUUCCUCCAGCAGUUUUUACAAAUGGGGCGGCGGCUGGAGCGACCCGAGAUUUGUACCAACGAGUUGUAUGAGUUGAUGGGGUUGUGCUGGGCGCGGAAUCCCGAAGAUAGACCGACGUUUCGGGAGUUGGUGGACGCGCUGGAUGUGAAGAAGAGGAAGGUUUACGUGAAUUUUAACCAGUUGAAUCCGACGUAUAUUUUUCCUCCGAGCGAUAUCGAAAAUUUUACCGAAAAUCCGGUUCAAAUUGUGGAUAUUCACAUGCAGUGAAUGAACUCAAGUUUUCGGAACAGAGAUAUUGGGAGCCACUGCUGAUUUUUUCAGCCCACAUACCUAUUUAACAACUGACUAGUGAAAUUAUAUUAUUAGUGGAAAACACACAAUGAAGACGAAAAGUACGCUUAUACGUGUUAUUCGUGAUUUCCUACACCCUCUGCAACGCUUUUGUUCUAAAGGAUGGCAGCACACCUGGUAUUAAAUUCACAUCCUGUCCGAAACUAGUGAGCUGUCAACCUCUCUGCAAGCGAGGAACAACGAACCUUAUCGCCCAGAGGUGUUGCAAGUGUAACAACUUAAAAAAAAGCCGCCAUCUGCCCGUCUAAACUAAAACCGACCCACACUUUUCGUAAAAUAUUUAUUUAUUUAUUCGUAAUUGGUAUUUUUUUAAUCAGUAUUUUUAUCGCAACACCUGCGCGAGAUAAGCUACCAAAAACAGUCCGUAUCUUAACCUUUAUCCCUUCAGAUAUUAAAUCUAUCGAUUGUUUCGAGCACAGAUUGUUGAACUUUAUCAGAUUUUUCACAUUCUGUUCAACUGUAGACGAAGCACACAGAAUAAUAAAAUAAAAAUGAAAGCAGUUACUUUGUUCGUGGUUUUGGUGCUUGUGGCUUCUUCGUCCCAGUAUGACACCCAAGUUUUCCGAGAUAUUUUCGACCAACUUCCUCCACUGAACAUCGAUACAUCGAGCAUUUUGAAAAUCAUGGCUGAUCAUUCCUGCGCUGACCAAAACUGUCUGACCACGGGAAAUACGGUCUGCCCUUACGCAGUUUUUUGUGAGAUGUAUUGCCAAGAAGAUCAGCAGACAGUGGGAGCUUGUUUGAGGGGAAGCUGUAAUUGUAUUCCACUACAGUUGUAAUUUAUAUUGAAAUAUAAUUGUGCGAAAUGUGUUCAUAAUUAAUAGAUAAAAUAAAAUCAAAUAA
Zophobas morio is the source of this 3395-nucleotide messenger RNA. Its product is annotated as receptor-like tyrosine-protein kinase kin-16. The record is from RefSeq and is a predicted model, not a curated record. The transcript has 14 exons. The coding region runs from base 237 to 2468 and encodes 743 amino acids. Gene Ontology annotation, cellular component: signaling receptor complex; plasma membrane. Gene Ontology annotation, biological process: cell surface receptor protein tyrosine kinase signaling pathway; multicellular organism development; protein phosphorylation. Gene Ontology annotation, molecular function: ATP binding; transmembrane receptor protein tyrosine kinase activity. NCBI's taxonomy places the organism in Eukaryota, Metazoa, Arthropoda, Insecta, Coleoptera, Tenebrionidae.